Messenger RNA from Odocoileus virginianus texanus, 1872 nucleotides. Lineage: Eukaryota; Metazoa; Chordata; Mammalia; Artiodactyla; Cervidae. The record is from RefSeq and is a predicted model, not a curated record.
AUGACGGUAAGAGCUCUCCCUGAGACAGUCAGGAGGAGAGGCAGCAGCGUGGCAGACAGGCUGGCUCUGCACGAGCUGCUGGCGGGCGAGCAGAGCCGGCGAGGGCGGAGGGGCCGGCGCUCCGCUAUCGCUGCCUGGAUAUUCCAGGAGAGCAGCACCCUCAACAACAACAACAUUAGCCGCAUCCUGGUCACCAGCUUCAACCACAUGCCGAAGAUUCGAACCUUGCGCCUCCACUCCAACCACCUGUACUGUGACUGCCACCUGGCCUGGCUCUCGGACUGGCUCCGGCAGCGGCGGACCAUCGGCCAGUUCACCCUCUGCAUGGCUCCCGUGCACCUGAGGGGUUUCAACGUGGCAGACGUGCAGAAGAAGGAGUACGUGUGCCCAGGCCCCCACUCAGAGCCUCCAGCCUGCAAUGCCAACUCCAUCUCCUGCCCUUCAGCCUGCACUUGCAGUAAUAACAUCGUGGACUGUAGAGGGAAGGGCCUGACGGAGAUUCCCGCCAACUUGCCAGAGGGCAUCGUUGAAAUACGCCUGGAACAGAACUCCAUCAAAUCCAUCCCUGCUGGAGCCUUCACCCAGUACAAGAAACUGAAGCGCAUAGACAUCAGCAAGAAUCAGAUUUCGGACAUUGCUCCGGAUGCCUUCCAGGGUCUGAAAUCGCUCACGUCACUGGUGCUCUACGGGAACAAGAUCACGGAGAUUGCCAAGGGACUGUUUGAUGGGCUGGUGUCCCUACAGCUGCUCCUCCUCAACGCCAACAAGAUCAACUGCCUGCGGGUGAACACGUUCCAGGACCUGCAGAGCCUCAGCCUGCUCUCCUUGUAUGACAACAAGCUGCAGACCGUCAGCAAGGGGCUCUUCGCCCCUCUGCAGGCCAUCCAGACACUCCACUUGGCCCAAAACCCGUUCGUGUGCGACUGCCACUUGAGGUGGCUGGCUGACUACCUGCAGGACAACCCUAUUGAGACUAGCGGGGCCCGCUGCAGCAGCCCGCGCCGGCUGGCCAACAAGCGCAUCAGCCAGAUCAAGAGCAAGAAGUUCCGCUGCUCAGGCUCGGAAGAUUACCGCAGCAGGUUCAGCAGUGAGUGCUUCAUGGACCUCGUGUGCCCGGACAGGUGCCGCUGCGAGGGCACCAUCGUGGACUGCUCCAACCAGAAGCUGGCCCGCGUCCCCAGCCACCUCCCCGAAUACGUCACCGACCUGCGACUGAACGACAAUGAGAUAUCUGUUCUUGAGGCCACUGGCAUCUUCAAGAAGUUGCCCAACCUGCGGAAAAUAAAUCUGAGUAACAACAGGAUCAAGGAGGUGAGGGAGGGCGCAUUUGACGGUGCGGCCAGCGUGCAGGAGCUGAUGCUGACGGGGAACCAGCUGGAAACGGUGCACGGGCGCGCGUUCCGCGGCCUCAGUGGCCUCAAGACCUUGAUGCUGAGAAGUAACCUGAUCAGCUGUGUGAGCAAUGACACCUUUGCUGGCCUGAGCUCAGUGAGGCUGCUCUCUCUCUACGACAAUCGGAUCACCACCAUCACCCCCGGAGCCUUCACCACACUUGUCUCCCUAUCCACCAUAAACCUGCUCUCCAACCCCUUCAACUGUAACUGCCACCUGGCCUGGCUCGGCAAGUGGCUGAGGAAGAGACGGAUCGUCAGCGGGAACCCCCGGUGCCAGAAGCCCUUCUUCCUCAAAGAGAUUCCCAUCCAGGACGUGGCCAUCCAGGACUUCACCUGUGACGGCAAUGAUGAGAGCAGCUGCCAGCUGGGCCCGCGCUGCCCCGAGCAGUGCACCUGUGUGGAGACGGUGGUGCGCUGUAGCAACCGGGGGCUGCGUGCCCUUCCCAAAGGCAUCCCCAAGGACGUGACAGAGCUGUGA